Messenger RNA from Acanthoscelides obtectus, 573 nucleotides. The record is from the annotation of a GenBank genome assembly. Lineage: Eukaryota; Metazoa; Arthropoda; Insecta; Coleoptera; Chrysomelidae.
AUGAAAGUUAAAGUGGCUGCUCAACAACUAAGCCAUUCUGUGUCGGCAGCUAUCGAAACAUUUUCUGUAUUAGGGGAUUUUCCUGCAGAAUUACUGCAUACUGCUGAAUUUUCCAGCACUAUUGAUGAUUUAUUCGAUUCGCUGAAUGGUUCAACAAUUACUGCUGAGGGUGUUAAAAAAUACAAAUGUUGUCUCUCUGGUGAUUCACCCCAUUUAGACUUUCGGAAAAGCAUGCUAUGCAAAAUCAAUAAAUGGAGGGUGAUUGAUUCAGAAACAGGUCUUGAAAGGAGGAGUUAUAAAUUUAUUGAUGGAUGGCAGAUUACGAUUAAAGCUGUAAUAAUGCUUUGGGAGUGUCUGAGAGCUAAAGGUUUCAAGUUUCUUGCUCUGAGAAACUUGAACCAAGACCCUAUAGAAAACAUCAUUGGCCAAAUAAGACAGCAUGGAGUGUGUAAUUCAAAUCCCUCCUGUCAUCAAUUCAUAGUCGCUUUAAAAACUAUUGUCAUCAACAAGUUUAGUACUCCUUUAACGAGGAAUGGAACUGGAGGAACGAGGAGGACCACUGUGCAGCAAUAG